Molecule: messenger RNA, 564 nt
Organism: Chara braunii
Lineage: Eukaryota; Viridiplantae; Streptophyta; Charophyceae; Charales; Characeae
Source: the annotation of a GenBank genome assembly
ACACGACGACCAUCGUCGACGAUCGUGUCGGACGUGAAGACGGCCGUGCUCGAUACGAUGGCGGCCGUGUUCGACACGACGACGGCCGUGUUCGGCACAACGUCGGUCACGACGACGGCCGUGCACGACAACGAGCCGGACACGACGACGAGCGUGUUCGACACGACGACGGCCGUGUUCGACACGAUGGCGAUCGUGUUCGACCCGACGACGAUCGUGUUCGACACGACAACCAGCGUGUUCGACACGACAAGGAUCGUGUUCAACACGACGACCAUCAUGUUCGACACGACGACCGUGUCGGACACGACGACCAGCGUGUCGGACACGACAACGAUCGUGUUCAACACGACGACCAUCGUGUUUGACACGACGACCAGCGCGUCGGACACGACAACGAUCGUGUUCAACACGACGACCAUCGUGUUUGACACGACGACCAGCGUGUCAGAUACGACAACGAUCGUGUUCAACACGACGACCAUCGUGUUCGACACGACGACGACUGCGGUGAAAGUGUUCGAGAAAACUUGUUGACGUCACUGAUAAACCAGCACUGGACAC